Molecule: messenger RNA, 930 nt
Organism: Clarias gariepinus (North African catfish)
Lineage: Eukaryota; Metazoa; Chordata; Actinopteri; Siluriformes; Clariidae
Gene: selenot1a
Product: selenoprotein T, 1a
Exons: 6
Biological process (GO): cell redox homeostasis
Cellular component (GO): endoplasmic reticulum membrane
Molecular function (GO): thioredoxin-disulfide reductase (NADPH) activity
Source: RefSeq, a predicted model, not a curated record
CGGUACGGUUCAUUAGCGAGUUGAUCUCGGAGGUGUGAAGAUGCGCUGGUUUCCGCUCUCUGCGGUGUUAUUACUGGCCUGCUCGUUCUACCGAGCCGACGGCCACAACAACAACGGCAUCAGGAAAACCAAAAUGCAGUUUGCAGCCGGUCCGCUUCUUAAAUUUCAAAUCUGCAUCUCCUGAGGCUACAAGCGGGUGUUUGAGGAGUACACGCAGGCCUUGUCCCAGCGGUACCCAGACAUCCGCAUCGAAGGGGAGAACUAUCUCCCUCUGCCGAUUUACAGGCACAUCGCUUCCUUUCUAUCCAUCUUCAAACUCUUCCUGAUCGGGCUGAUUGUUGUAGGCAAGGACCCGUUCGCACUUUUCGGCAUGGAGCCUCCACGACUUUGGACUUGGAGUCAGGAGAAUAAGAUCUACGCCUGCAUGAUGGUGUUCUUCUUCAGCAACAUGCUCGAAAAUCAGUGCAUGUCAACUGGGGCGUUUGAAAUCACGCUUAACGACGUUCCUGUGUGGUCCAAGCUGGAGUCGGGUCACCUCCCGUCCAUGCAGCAGCUGGUGCAGAUCCUAGAGAACGAGAUGAAGAUGAACGUGCCCAUGGACAGACUUCCACAAUAUCACUCUUAACCCCGGAGCUACAGGUCCUUACAAAGUAUAACGGUGUGACUCUCCGGCGGUCGUGAGGUGACGUUUCAUGAAGGUCUGCGUUGAAAGUAGCCCCGCUACCUGCGCAGGCUGGAUGCCCCGCCCACUGCUCGCCGCCACGCCCUUCCAGAGAGGCUCCGCCCCAUAUACCAACCCACAAACCCUCCACGGCCAUUUAUCACUACUGAGUCCCACAUAGAGUGCAAUAGUAAAAAGUGAAACGGUUCACUUCAGGAUUAAUGCAUAAGCAGUAUGUUUUAAUAAAGUACUUCCCUUAUCGAUCUUAA